AAAUUUUAGAAUGCAUGUGGAUAGCAUUCUCAUGACACUAUUGACCAGUAUGUUGCCUGUUUUUGGAAUCCAGACAAAUCCAGUUUCAAUUCCCAAAGGACAGAAACAUGGGAAUAUUGUUAUUGCUGCUGUCAUUUCAACACCGCUUUUGCCAGACAAUGAUGGUUUUGGUGUUUGCGAAUUAGAAGGUUUCGAUUUGAAUCCAACUGGUCCACUUGUACCAUGUAGUUUUCUCGACGAAAGGUGGAUUGAUUGCGAUGCACCAGUGGAUGUGUCAUCUAUCCCUGAAGCUAAUAAUACAAAGGUGGAUGGUGCAUGUCUUACAUGGGGUGGCACACGUUACGAAAACGUGGAACGCACAAAUGUUACCUGCCGAGUUUUGCCGUGCAUCGAAUGUCGUGGUCCACGUACUUUCAUGAGGAAAGUGCCCUGCAUCAAAUAUACGGGUCAUUACUUCCUCUCAACACUAUUAUAUUCAGUAUUCCUGGGGAUUCUAGCGGUAGAUCGUUUUUGUCUUGGCUAUUCGGCUAUAGCAGUUGGUAAAUUGAUGACACUUGGUGGCUUGGGAUUAUGGUGGAUUGUUGAUAUAUUUUUGCUAAUUACGGGAAGUUUGUUGCCUGCGGAUGGAUCUAACUGGCAACCAUAUUAUUAAGUUUCCGCCAAAUUAGCGCGAAGUAUUGAGAAUGCUGUCAACGUUACGAGUCUCAAAGCACUCCGUGCUGACGGUUUUCCUUGUGAUUCUGAGGAUUUUUAUGAACCAUCCAUAACUGUUACGAUUUUGUAAAUAAAUUUGUAUAUAUUUGAUGAUGUUGCCAUAAUUUCGUUUUGUGCAUUAAUUUU
Messenger RNA from Loa loa (African eye worm), 840 nucleotides. RefSeq lists its product as hypothetical. NCBI's taxonomy places the organism in Eukaryota, Metazoa, Nematoda, Chromadorea, Rhabditida, Onchocercidae. Bases 11 to 652 code for a protein of 213 amino acids. The transcript has 5 exons. The record is from RefSeq and is a predicted model, not a curated record.